AUGAGUGAAUGCUCACGAAUAAAGACUCCAAAUCAAACGAAGCUUCACAUUAUCAAAGUAAAUGAGAACUUGUUUAGCUGGGCCAAUAUUUUCUAUGAAUGCACUCAUAAAACUGGCAAAAAUAUGGAACACUACACACUGCUUCCACUAAUAAUCAUUGUGUGUUUAUGCCAAAGAUUGGAAACAUCUUUUUACCUUAGAACAAAAAAUAUUUGCAGUAGUCGUGACAAAGUUUCCAUUAUCGGUGGGGAACAAAGACGCUUAGUUACAGAAGGAGGUCGGGUAACACUAAUAUGCUGUGUACCAGGUAAAAGUAAUGGUCAUGAUCAUGAGCAACUUGUAUGGAAUAGCCCGGAUGGAAAAGAAUUAGUAAACUAUUUUUCUAACCCAAUAUCUGAUAAUCAACACACUGCAUAUUCUGUGCCUGAUUUUCACUCAAAAGAUCACUUGAUAACUAUGAUGGUUAUUCAGAAAUUCCAAGCCAAAGAUAGUGGCCAGUAUACAUGUCGAAACACACACCCUAGUUCUACAGCCCUUCCAGCUAGUGUCUUUAUAGAUGUCAGACCUAGGCUUUUGGCAGACUUCAUUCCAUUACCCCCAUCUAAUGUAGAGGAUUCUGGUUCAGCAGUUGUGGCUGGUGUUGCAGUGUCUGUCGCUCUUGAAGAAGGACGAAGAGGAGAAAUAAAAUGCCGAGUUAACUCACAACUUAAUCUCGAUAGUGUUCAACUUACGUGGUUUUUUCAGGGUCGUCAACUGAUUACGCCGUCCAUCGUAAUGAAACAAAUAGGACAAAAGAAUUUGUUUAAAGUCAAUAACACUAGCCUUGAGAACCCUCUUACUGAAAUUGAAAAUCCUGAUAUUUUCCCACCAUCCUCACAUGAAAGAAAUUUUGCAUCAGGGUCAAACCAACUGUUUACCGAGCAACUAAACCGCCCUGUUGCCCUUGAUCCUGAAGAAUUGGGUAUACAAAUUUCUCAGAAUGGACAAAUACUAGAUAUUUCGAGAGUGGAUACACGUCAUUCAGGAAUAUUUUUAUGCAAGGCAGAAACUGUUAAUCCAACAUGGUCACCACAAAAUUCAGAAUACGGUUCACGCUUAUACGAAAGUGGAGUUGUAACUUCACCUUUCUUGAUACAAAUCCAAGCCAUUCGUGGCAUAGUUUAUUCACGUCCACGUUUACUCCCGGGAAGCCCCAUGGAAGUAUUCUCUACAACUGAUUCAGAUGAAUCACAGUUGGUGGAUCCAUAUAAACACUUUGUUAACAAGCGUCAGGAUGAACAGAGAUUAGAUACAAUUCCAGGUUCAUCCAGUUAUUUGCAAACUGUCUUGCCUUUAUGGCGUGGUAGUGAUAAAGAGAAAGAAAAACCUAUUAUGACAAAUGCAAGAAAGAUAGUUCAGGAAGGUGGAAGACUCAUAUUAGAAUGCCAAGCUCGUGGGAGACCGAGUCCCCAACUACUCUGGUAUAGAGGUGGUAUGGGAUCUUCAACAACAAACAGUUCUCAGGCUAUUACAUUCGAUCAACGGAUCAAGUCAGCAUUACAGCACUUACCUUUGGAAGAUGUACAACGAGAACUGGGAAUUCUUAUCGCUGACUUCGAUCAUCUUUUUCCUGCUGUAAUUAACAUGGUAAAUAUAUCAAAUGAAGUUACAAACAAAGCACCUGAAAAUCCCGGAAGCAUUCACAGAAAAGGAAUACAAACACAUGAAUUAGGUCGUUUUCAGUUGUCUACUGGUCUUCGAAAAGAUGACCAGGGAGACCCCGUUAUAGCAAUGUCACGCCUAACAAUCAAUAACUUAAUGCCUUCAGAUGCCACUCGUUAUACUUGUCUUGCCCUCUUGAAUUUGAAUUACUAUGGUGGGGCUGGAAAUUUUACUGAUGUUGGGAGCAUUCUUCCUGAUGUUGUUCUCAGACCCAGAUUUGUUCGCUCAGGAACUAAUUUAAAAGCCAGCGGAUAUCCUGGAGAAAGUUGCAGGCUAACAUGUGAAGCAUAUGGCGGUCUUCCGAAUGAAAUGGGUCUACGGGUUCGGCUUUUAAAAGGUCCUGGUGUCAACAAACUAAUUUCUUCUUUAUCUUAUUCUAUGUAUUCAGAAAAUAAAAAUCCUAUAUUUAAAUCCUAUGAAGAUCUUGCUGAACCUCAGUCAGUUCAUUCUUCAUACACCAACCCAAUGUUUAAUCAUAAAUCAUUCGUUAAAGACAACGAAUUAAAUGACUGGUUUCCAUCUGAUACACAGUACACAAGUUUGUUGACUGGAAAUGGCAUGAGCGAUAAAUCAAAUAACAGUGAUUUUAUUGAAAUUGUCAAACCUGGUAUGAAUCCUCGAUAUCACUUGAAAGUUGAACCAGAUCCGCGAAAUCCAUACGCAACAAUUUUACGUUUGGAUAUUACAGAUUUAACACCAGAAGAUAAUUCAUUUUAUUUAUGUGAAGCACUCUCCGGACCUCAUUGGCGAGCAGUUACUCCUACAUCAUCAGAACCGCCUGGGAGAGUGACAGUUUGGUUCGCUCCACCUGCCGCAGAGCCUCGACCUAUUAGUGAAAUAUCAGACCGAUUGGAUGCGGAUGAAAGUGAAACACUCUCUCAACCUGGCAAAUAUGUUGUUUAUGGUCUAUCUCAUUUACCUUCUAAAAUAGCUUGUCAAGCACUAGGACAACCAACACCUCAAUGGAAAUGGGUGGGACCACAAAGUGGACCAAGUGUACCAUUAGGUGAACUAAAUGAUCCGAAAGGUUAUAUUAAAAUGGACUAUCAAGACGGCGAAUAUUCUGUAACUGAAUUAACUGUUCCUGCUGGUUAUUGGAAUGUCGGAGUAUUUGGUACUUAUUCAUGUACUGCAACCAAUAGAUUAGGCCAUGCUACUGGGCAUGUUCGACUGCAGCUAGCUAGCCAUCCUGGUAGACCAGCUUUAAGAGCUUGUAGAGUUGAAGCAACUUUAAUUGAAUUGUGUGUUGAACCUCCAAAUGAGACAGGUGGUUUGCCACUAACUCAUUAUGAAUUAAGAAUCCAAACUCAUCCACGUGGUGCUUUUCAUGGGCCUUUCGCUUAUCUUCCUGGUCGCAGAGUGCUGAGAUUACCAAAUCUUAUUCCAGGUUAUUACUAUCGAUUUGCUCUGUCAGCCGUAUCAAGAGCAGGAAGAGGACCAAAUGCGUAUUUACAGGUUACAACUAAUCGAUUAUCUAGACCUGUACUUAAACUACUUGCUUCUCAGGAUUAUAUUAGUCCCACAGGAUAUAAUGUUCAUUGGAAUACAGAAACUACAAACGGUAUGGAUAUCAAUCAAUAUAAUAUCAAUAUAAGACCAGUAGAAGUUGAUUAUUCCAUGGGUGAGAUAGUUGGACGUCCUAUUGGAUCUUGGACUCAUUUUAAUAACAUUGAACCUCUGUGUGUUACAUCAGUGGCAGAAGAUCAAAAAAUAUGCAAUUUCUUAAUUGACGAUUUAAAGCCAAACAGUGCAUACGAACUAGAAUUAUCUGGACAGAAUUCAAUGGGAUUCUCAGAAACACAACGAAUCAUAUUUAGAACAUCAUCAUUGACAGGUGUGAAUGGACGAAUACUAAAUAUGCCCUCAACUAUGAGGUUAAAAGGGAAAUCUAAUCAUGUUCAUCUAGCAAAUAGUUCACUUAUUUUUCUGUUAGUCACUAUUCUACACUUCAACUUAAUUUAUAAAAGACUUAUGUUUCAGUUAUUGAUAAACAAGAUAUAG
Molecule: messenger RNA, 3702 nt
Organism: Schistosoma guineensis
Lineage: Eukaryota; Metazoa; Platyhelminthes; Trematoda; Strigeidida; Schistosomatidae
Source: the annotation of a GenBank genome assembly